AUGCCUCCUCUAUCACGCUCCAAUUCAUGCGUUGAUAUAGACUAUACCCUCAGACGCCAAUUCAACAAGUCGACGUUCAGGCCCCAUCAGCGUGAAAUCAUUGCUACUGCCCUCGACGGCCACGAUGUAUUCGUCCAGGCCGCAACGUCCUUUGGCAAGAGUCUUUGCUUCCAGCUUCCAGCCUGCAUUGACCAUGGGAUCACUAUCGUCGUUUCACCACUGCUCAGUCUCAUGAUGAAUCAGGUUGAAGCGCUUCGAUCGGCAGGAAUCUAUGCUAGCUCCUUGAACAGCAAUACGCCAAUCGCCGAGAGGGACCGCAUCAACCAAGACCUUGCUAGUGGCCACCCGCGCAUAAGGCUGCUCUACGUGACACCGGAGCUGUGUUCGAGCGACUCCUUCCGAAGACGCAUCAAGCUGGUCCACGAGCAGUGUGAGUUGGCACGCAUCGCAGUUGACGAGGCCCAUUGCAUCUCGGAAUGGGGCCACGAUUUCCGCAAGGACUUUAAGCGGUUAUCAUGGUUUCGAGAGACGUUCCCGAGCGUGCCAAUCAUGUGCCUGACGGCCACCGCAAAUCCCACCGUUCGCCAAGACUUGCUGAAGACCCUGGGCCUUUUGGAGCAGCCCGAUAGGCUCAAGAGUUUUGUCAUGACUGCUUAUCGACCCAACCUCCACAUUGAAAUCAGAUACACAAAAGACCAAGACGACGACCGCCUGGCUGACUUUCUAGCAUGGAUACGUAGCGUGUACGAGAGGAGGAAAGCAGGUCCGCGCAAAGCUGAGCUGGAAGCCGUCGGGGAGCGGCUCGACAACGUGUCUGGUAUCAUAUACACUAUAUCGCGGGAUGAAUGCGAGUCUCUGGCAGCGGCACUUAGAGACGAAGGUGUGGGUGCUAGGCCGUUCCACGCGAAGCUUACCAAAGAGGUCAAAGAGCAGACCUUGACGCGGUGGGUGAACAAUGAGCCCGGCUACGAUGUCAUAGUGGCCACCACGGCCUUUGGCAUGGGCAUCGACAAGAACAAUGUUCGUUUUGUUGUCCACUGGCGGUUGCCCAAGUCGUUUGAGGGGUACUACCAAGAAGCGGGUCGCGCAGGCCGAGACGGCAACGCGAGUUUUUGCUUUCUGUACUACAGUCGAGAAGACCUACAACGCGUACAGAGCAUGAUCAGGAAGGGGAACCGCGAUGGGUCAAACUGGGAGGCGCAGGCAAAAAGCCUGCAACAGCUUGCGCUAUACUGCGAAAACACGACUGCCUGCCGCCAUGCGCAGAUUUGCAGGUAUUUUGGCGAGAGCGAGGUGCCGCAAUGCGACUUUGCCUGCGACUGGCACAAGGACGCUCAAGGACUUCAGAGGCGGAUGAUGCGAGGUCUGGCAGACGAGGAAUGGGUUAGCACGCAGGCCGAGUACGGUCGGUACGAAGUUUAUUACGAUGAUUGA
This is a messenger RNA of Colletotrichum graminicola M1.001, 1434 nucleotides long. RefSeq names its product RecQ family ATP-dependent DNA helicase. The transcript is spliced from 4 exons. NCBI's taxonomy places the organism in Eukaryota, Fungi, Ascomycota, Sordariomycetes, Glomerellales, Glomerellaceae. Gene Ontology annotation, cellular component: cytoplasm; chromosome. The record is from RefSeq and is a predicted model, not a curated record. Gene Ontology annotation, biological process: double-strand break repair via homologous recombination. Gene Ontology annotation, molecular function: ATP binding; four-way junction helicase activity; nucleic acid binding. Bases 1 to 1434 code for a protein of 477 amino acids.